AGCCAAGUAUUAUCAUAGAUCAUAAAAUAUCUAUGCAAAACCACCUAUAAAUAAAUAAAUAAUUAACCACUUCCCAUAGUCUGAUACCGACACAAAUACACAUUGUCAUCUGUUUCUUUUUCUCCUAUCAAAAAUCUUCCUACUUGAUCAUGUCGAGUUCAAGAAGCGGUGCAAGGAAAAGCAGGGGUCGCCAAAGAAUUGAGAUGAAGAAGAUGAGCAAUGAAAGCAACCUCCAAGUCACGUUCUCUAAGCGUCGCAGCGGCUUGUUCAAGAAAGCAAGUGAGCUUUGCACCCUCUGCGGUGCUGACGUGGCACUCGUCGUGUUUUCUCCUGGCCAGAAAGUCUUUUCCUUCGGCCACCCAAACGUGGAAACCGUUAUGGAUCGUUACCUGUCACGUGCAUCUACCCUCCCAAACUUAUCCGGCACUUUGCAAUUCAUUGAGGCCCACCGCAACGCCAAUGUGCGUGACUUCAACUCUCGACUCAUGCAGGUGAAUAACCAACUUGAAACUGAGAAGCAGCGUAGUGAUCACUUGAAUCAUUUUCAUAAGGUUGCCAUGAAUCAGUUCUGGUGGGCCUUGCCCAUUGAAAAUAUGAGCAAGACCCAACUAAACCAGUUCAGGGCGGCACUUGAGAACCUUAAAAAGAGUGUCGCCCAACAUGUCAAUAGCCUCUUCGUUCACGAAAGUAUUAACAACCCAAAUCAAUUCUUUGGUCAGUCAUCUUCAAAUGCUCUAGUGCCACAUCAGCCUUCUCCUCCUCCUCUUCUUCCACCACCACCACCUUCCGCUCAACUAGUUCCUCAGUUGUUUGGUAAUGGUCCACACUUUCUACAGCAUCAGAGCCCUAUGAUGCUUCAUGAGAGCCCUAUGAUGCAAAAUCAUAUGUUUAACAUGAACAACAUUGGACAAUUUGGGUCUUCUGCUGCUGGAUUCCUUUGAAUCUCAUACAUAUCGGAGAUGCCCAUUUAAUUUAUUAUAUUUGUUCAAUAUAUGUGUUUUUAAUUUCCAUGGAGAGGGGUCUAAAUAGUCAUCAAUUAGGGUUUAAGAUUCUCUCACCCAUCCAAUCCGCUAGUAUGUGUUGAACCAUAUGUCCUUAUUAUGUAUUGUGACUUUUAAUUUUUCUUUACGCCGUUUCUUUUAUUUGUAGUUACGUUGAGC
This is a messenger RNA of Arachis ipaensis, 1160 nucleotides long. NCBI's taxonomy places the organism in Eukaryota, Viridiplantae, Streptophyta, Magnoliopsida, Fabales, Fabaceae. The record is from RefSeq and is a predicted model, not a curated record.